Quercus lobata is the source of this 1067-nucleotide messenger RNA. Its product is annotated as Rubber elongation factor protein (REF). The record is from RefSeq and is a predicted model, not a curated record. The transcript has 3 exons. The coding region runs from base 99 to 818 and encodes 239 amino acids. Lineage: Eukaryota; Viridiplantae; Streptophyta; Magnoliopsida; Fagales; Fagaceae.
UUUCAAAAGAUUCUCUCUCUCUCUCUCUCUCUCAAGACUCUCUCAUUCUAGGGUUUCGUACUUUCUAGAAGAAAUCGCAUUAGCUUUUUUUCCAAAAAAUGGCAGACUCUUCAGAACACAAACAGCCAUCAGAGACUUCGGUUGAGGAAAAUAAGAAAGGGCUGAAGUAUCUGGAUUUCGUACAAGUGGCGGCGAUCUACAUCGUGGUAUGCUUCUCGAGUCUCUACGAGUACGCGAAAGAGAACGCCGGUCCGCUUAAACCGGGGGUUCAGACCGUCGAAGACACCGUCAGAACCGUUAUCGGACCGGUCUACGACAAGUUCCACGACGUUCCCUUCGAGCUCCUCAAGUUCGUCGAUCGCAAGUUAGACGAGUCCAUGGGCGAGUUGGAGAAGCACGUACCGUCACUGGUGAAGCAAGCAUCGAGCAAGGCCUUGAUAGUGGUUCACAAGGCGCCAGAGGUGGCUCUAGCCGUGGCUUCGGAGGUGCAGCGAGCCGGCGUGGUUGACACAGCGAAGAGCGUCUCAAGGACCGUUUACACCAAGUACGAGCCAGUGGCUGAGCAUUACGCUGUAUUGGCUUGGCACUCGUUGAAUCGGCUCCCGCUGUUCCCUCAAGUGGCUCACAUAGUUAUCCCCACGGCUUCUUACUGGUCCGACAAGUACAACCAGGUGGUUUGCCAUUCGGCACAGAGUGGUUGUGCCGUGGCAACAUAUCUGCCGUUGGUUCCCAAGGAGAAGAUAGCUAAGGUUUUUAAAGAGGCUGAUAGUGGGCCCGCUGUUACAACCAAUGGUGAAGCUGUUGCCAUGUCACAGUGACUUCCGUUGAUUGGUUUUGGGUUUAAUCAAUGGCAUCAUGAUCAUAAAAUUCUUAAAAAGGGUUGCAUAAGGGGUUUUGUCUGGUAGAAUUGUAGUUACUCUUUUUUACGUCUGCUAAACCUUUUUUUUGAACUGUUGUAAUUUUGGGGACUUGCAGAUUCCUUUGAGCUAUCAGCUGUGUGAUUUUGGUCUGAACUGUGGAAUUUAGCUAUGGCCUAUGUGAUUUUGGUCUCUCUCUUUUUUUGUCAA